Molecule: messenger RNA, 3787 nt
Organism: Aedes albopictus (Asian tiger mosquito)
Lineage: Eukaryota; Metazoa; Arthropoda; Insecta; Diptera; Culicidae
Gene: galene
Exons: 11
Coding region: 1489-3525 (678 amino acids)
Biological process (GO): stabilization of membrane potential; potassium ion transmembrane transport
Cellular component (GO): plasma membrane
Molecular function (GO): outward rectifier potassium channel activity; potassium ion leak channel activity
Source: RefSeq, a predicted model, not a curated record
GUGAGCGGCCAGAGUGGCCAAACAAAAGUCGUGUUCGAUCACCAAGACCAACCAAGACACGACGUUUAGCUAGGUAUGUGAUGAAUAGAUUUUUCCUCGGUCAGCUGCUCCCUCCGAAGAUCGCACACUCAUACAAGCGCCUUGCCUUCUUCCAUGUGGACCCAAACGAAUAAUGUCGGUCGAUCACCAGCCGGACAACACACGCACGGAGCGAUAUUUUCGGGUUUUGAGAAAACCCGCACGUUAGCGUGAGAUAUAGGUUUUUUCAUAAUUCCGUGCGGAGAGCACUGUGGCAGCCCGAUAGUUUUCCUCGGGGAUUUCGCGUGGAUUGACCUGUGCGGGAAAGGUGGUGGCGUGAUAUUUUUUUUCGUUUCGUUUCGCUGGUGGGAAAACCCAAAUUGCAAAAACCGCCGGUUUAUGUGGAGGAUAAUUCGGAUUUGUUUCCAUGGUGAUGAUAAUGGGAUUUCCCAUCAGAGUGGGCGAAGUGCUUCAAAAUACGGAUGCAUCCGUGGCAUACUAAUUUCCUAGCGCUCACACUGUCGCGGUCGAAAACGUGUCAAGCACGUAACCCCUGGAAAAGCGUGUUGAAGAAUCUAACAUUGCGCCCUUAGGCUUCCUCACCUGCUGCACGCUGGCGUUGGGGAGAACUUUUCCCGUGUUGUCUGUCUGGUGAAGUUGGGGUGAAUAAAUAAAAAAGAAUCUCAUACCUUGUCAGCAGUGAAGAUUUUCCACGGAGAAAACUUUGCUGAAGUGUCAUCAGUUCUGGUAUGCCCGGAAAAUUGUGAUCUCCAUUCCGCGCUGCAAGGGCUUUCGGCUGUCUCCGAUAGGUACGUGCAACUGGUGCCGGUGGCGAAUUAUGAGCCGAGGAAGAAUGGCUUUUGCAAUGUAAACGAAAGAUGCUUGCCGAUGGAAAAGUGUUUUCGAAGAAAAAUGUUUUUCGUGAGCGGGCGCCGGUGGUGGUGAUUAGUAUAUGAAAGUGUUUGGCGAGUUUUGAGCGCUCGAGUCUUGGUGUGAGAAUAAGUCAAUAUCCAUUUCGAAACUUCAUGAGCAAGUGUUUGAUUUGCUCUCGUUUUGCUCAUCCAUCGAUGUGGUGGUCGCGAUUCCAAAAAUAACAUUCGAAAUAUACACAGAUCGGUUUUCGGUAAAAUUUGUUGCGAACGCGGUUUUCCCUACGUCGUCGUCGAGUCGGUCGUAUCGGGAGGGAAUGAGGAAUAUCGCUUUAUGAGUGAACCUGUGUGUGAAGCUGAGUUUGGAGAAAAGAGAAACCACAAGUACUCACCUUCUUGUUUGUUUUGCCUGUGUGUUUUGACUUCAAAUAAACGAGUUAAUUAGCGGUUGAUUAACAGCCAGCUAUCAAAAUCAGAUUACAAACAUACAGCAGACACCUACAUCUCCAGAAAGGCAGAUACCUACAUCUGUAAAAUUGGCUCGGCCUUCGCCUUCAAAGGACUGCCCCAUCACCACCGCCAAAACCAAACAGCGAGAACAAUGUCGACCCGACGUGCCGGACCACCCCAGGGGCCACCGAUGCCGGCCCAGCUUCCGAUUCCGUACGAGAACGAGAAGAAGCAGCGCAGCAAAUGCAUGUCCUUUGUGUGCUUCAUGUGGAAGCUGUUUACAUGCAUUUUCUCCCACGUGACUCUAGUGGCGAUGGUGGUUGCCUAUUGCUUUCUGGGCGCCUUCACGUUCGAACACUUGGAAGCCGAAAAUGAGCGGAACGUGAAAAAGGGCAUCAGUUCAAUUCGUGUCAACUUAACCGAUGCAAUAUGGAAAAUGACCAAUGAUAAGCCGGUACUGCAUCAACAUAACUGGACCGAAGCCGCCAUCGUCCAUCUUCAGUCAUUCGAGAAGGAGAUUCUCACAGCAAUGAAAAAGGAUGGCUGGGAUGGGAUCGAAGAUGUCGAUCAAAUUCAGUGGACAUUUUUCGGAGCACUGUUUUAUUCCAUUAUCGUCAUCACCACAAUCGGUUAUGGACACAUUGCACCGAAGACGCAUAUGGGUAAAAUAUCGACGAUAUUUUACGCCAUUCUGGGAAUCCCUUUGAUGCUGCUUUGUCUGUCCAAUAUCGGUGACAUUAUGGCCAGCUCGUUCAGGUUCCUUUACUGGAGAGUUUGCUGCUAUGUGUGCACCAGAGAACCGAAACGAUCCAACUCCCGCCGGAGCCGAGGCGGCCGGGGCACCGUACGACAGGGGCGAAGCUCGAUGCGUUCACAGCCAGGACAGGGCACCAGCAUCCGGCGGUCGGUUCGGAACUCGCAACGGUCGGCUGAUUCCGGUUUCGAUCCUUUCUACGAGCCCGGCAUGGCGCACGCAUACUCGGAUACGGACUGCAGGUACAACGAGGGCGUUUACUAUCCUGACACAGACCGAGGUAUGCACCGGUCAAUGAAUGCUCCUCCACCCCAUUACUCCAGCCAGAAUGUGGCGGGUGGUCGGGGUAGCGACCGGUUUCGAGACCGAGCCCAAAUGGACCGCGAGCGAGCCUAUCUGGAUCAAAUGGAUGGUUACGGUGAUGAAGAAUUUAUGUCUACUCCCCAGCAGAUGAAACGGCACAUGCGGGCUGAAUCAAUUGGGAGGGAUAUGGGCCAUAAUAGAGGAUCGCAAAAUUCGCGGAAUUCCGAUGGUAAUUAUCCGCCAGGCUAUAGGAAUAGCAUGCAGAAAUCGCCAGUUUUCUCAACAGCGGCCAACCGAGCACAAUCGUUGGACCGGCGCAUGUUCCGUCGUGAUCCACAGAUGGUUGAUUUUGAGGAAGAAGGGGGCCCCGGUAAGACACCCAUCCUGUGUAACAAAUACGCCUUGGAUGACAUGGAAGAAAGAGCCAGCCCAGGAGGGCCACGUGGUGGACCAGGAGCAGACCGCCGAUCGCCGAUUAACCCCCGCAGUCAAUCAAUGCCUCGCCAGUCGCGAUACGGAGACCGACUGAUGCCGGACAGAAUGCCCUACUACAACGAGGAAAACGAAAUGGCAAUGCAAGCAGCAGCUCGGAAGCAGCCUCCACCACAUCCGGCGGCGGCGGCGGGAAGAAGACGUGAACUGCGCCCGGUGCCAUCACCAUCACCACGCAUAAUGUCUCCGAUGGGAUUUGCGGUCCACCGACAAGCGCGUCAUCUCCAGAACGUAAUCGAUGACAGCUCGCUGUACGACGAAGACUGGGACAUCCGCAGCGGGGAGCUUCCGCCGUCGUCCAUCGUCCGCCCGGUGCCCAUCUGGCUGUGCGUCUUUCUGGUUGUCAGCUACAUCAUCGCCGGGGCUUUCAUGUUCUCCAAAUGGGAAGAGUGGUCUUUCCUCGAUUCGGCUUAUUUCUGUUUCAUCACGCUAACCACCAUCGGAUUCGGUGAUUUCGUCCCAGCGCAAGGAGUGAAAAACGAUUCCGAAAUUUCCAUCGCCCUGUGCUCGCUGUAUUUGCUGUUCGGUAUCGCACUGCUCGCCAUGAGCUUCAAUCUGGUGCAGGAGGAAGUUAUCUCCAACGUGAAAAGCGUCGCCCGAAGGCUCGGCAUUCUGAAGGAGGAAGAGGUGGACGAUUGAAAAACUUCUUUGGUUUUUCCACCAUUGCACUGUUUUUUUUUCUGCGUGAGCGAAAGCCAAACCAACCAAGCCUGCGAGGGGCCCGGCUACGACAGACAGCGUGCAAAAGUGUUUUCCUUUAUCUGCCUCUGCAUUUGUUUGUUUGAUUUUUCGCUUUUUCUGUUCCUGGAUAUGAAAAUUGAAGAUUCAUUUUUAUGAUUGAGAUAACAAAAAGUGCACCUAAAAUAGAUUUGAAAAUAAAAUUGCAUAAAGUAAAGCCCGA